AUGUAUUCCAAGCGACCGCUGGGUGGUGGUAAAUCAUUUGCCAUUCCUGCAUUGGGUGAAUACCAGGUUCUGGUAUCAUCUGAGCAGGAUAUUCGAGAGUUGACUCGAAGCUCCGAAGAAGUCCUCUCUUUCCAUGCCGCCAUGCACCAGAGAAUCAGGCACGAGCAUACUAUAUACGGGUUUCAACAUAACGAUGUGGAUCCAAACAAUGAUAUUCCUAAGCGAGUAUUAAAAGUUUUGCUACGCACGAAGUUGCCGGAAAUGCAAGAGGGUCUGCAAUCCUUGAUCCAGGAUACUAUUGCACAUGAGCUACAUGACACCGGAGUCGAUGGGUGGAGUGAAGUGAGCGCUCUGGGACUAGCGAAACUUUUGAUUGUGCGACUGAACAACCAUGUCAUUCUGGGGUCCGACUUAGGCAAUAACGAGCAGCUCGAAAGAGAUACAAGCCAGUAUUUGCAAGACGCUGUGGUGACCAUGGAGCUGUGUCGUCAUGUGCCAUCCAUUUUAGUCCCGGUGAUAGCACCGAUUAUGAUGCGCUGGACCGGAGCCAUGCAUCGCGUUGGAAAAGCUGUCACCUUGGAGAUUGAGAAACGCGUUCAUGAGAACCAAAACUCAAUUGAAUCAAAACACAUAAGAAACGACUGCAUUCAAUGGGUAAUGGAGUCUUCCAAAACCGCCGCACAGCGGACAGUUUCCAGAAUGACUCAACAAAUGUUUGGAUUUUUAUUCGCCUCGGCGCAUCAGAUGUCAAUGGCUCUGGUAUAUGCAAUUAUUGACUUAUGCCUUCAUCCUGAAUACAUCGAGCUCCUUCGCGACGAGAUCGAGCAGGCGAAAACCAAAACCAAGUUUGGUCCAAACUUUGAUCAAAUGCCUUUGCUAAAUGGUUUUCUCCGCGAGUCGUCCCGACUUAAUGCCAUGGAUGCGUUGACCAUCCAACGUAUGGCCUUAUCGUCCUACACAUUUGCUGGUGGUACCCACGUCCCGGCCGGUAAUCUGGUCGCUGUUCCUCAGGUAGCAGUCAUGCAAGAUUCAAAUCAUUAUUAUUCCCCAGAGGAAUUUAAUCCAUAUCGGUUUGUGGAUGUAGAUGAGACAGAUGGAUCGGUGAGAGGUUUCUCGAAACAUACUGACGUGCGUUGGGAUUAUCCAUAUUGGGGGUCAAUGAAGCGUCCAUGUCCCGGCCGAUGGUAUGCUUCGAGGACAAUAAAGCAAAUUCUCGCACAUCUUGUCAUGGAAUAUGAGCUUGAACUAGUGGAUGAGAAAUCCCCGAGGAGUUUUGUAUGGACAACAGCGGUUGUGCCACGGUCAGGGGUGAUGCUGAGGAUAAAGAAGAGACAGUGA
Molecule: messenger RNA, 1338 nt
Organism: Penicillium longicatenatum
Lineage: Eukaryota; Fungi; Ascomycota; Eurotiomycetes; Eurotiales; Aspergillaceae
Product: cytochrome P450
Exons: 10
Coding region: 1-1338 (445 amino acids)
Molecular function (GO): heme binding; iron ion binding; oxidoreductase activity, acting on paired donors, with incorporation or reduction of molecular oxygen
Source: RefSeq, a predicted model, not a curated record